Fusarium odoratissimum NRRL 54006 is the source of this 2988-nucleotide messenger RNA. RefSeq lists its product as uncharacterized. The coding region runs from base 118 to 603 and encodes 161 amino acids. NCBI's taxonomy places the organism in Eukaryota, Fungi, Ascomycota, Sordariomycetes, Hypocreales, Nectriaceae. The record is from RefSeq and is a predicted model, not a curated record. The transcript is spliced from 2 exons.
UAUGCAUUUCAUACUGUGUGACAACAGCUUCUUUAACGAUGGGACUCAACAAGGUAAACAACCAAACUUACACACCUCCCCCCUGCCCAUGGCCGCGGCCUGAAUGUGGUGAGAGCGAUGAGCUGGAGGCGAACUGACCAGCCGCUGGCUCCACCAAGGCAUGAUUCAUUCAUCAGCCGCCUUGCCUCGCCUCGCCUCGCCGCUCUUUAUAAAGCCCCGACCAGAUUCGUUUUCCACCGCCAGCUUCUGUUUUGUUUUGAUCGGUUCAUCUUCUGUCACUGUCGUUGUGUGAAUGAAUCUCUGAUUUGGUUCUUACUUUCCACGGAUUUCUCGAAACGCCGUCGCUGCAUCCGAUUUCCUAGAAAGACCACCUUUCUUGGUUCAACUUCUUACCGCUUCCAACAUAAACUCUCACCGACUCAAGAACGUGUUCAGUUCAUCUCUCAGAGGUCUACUUUUUCCAUAAAUUCAACAAAACAAACAACGCCAUGCCUCCUAAGCGAAUUCGCUGCACCGCUGCUUCGUGCCGUGAGCCCGCUCAACGCAUCGUCGGCGACUGCACCUUUUGCCAAGGUCAUUUCUGCGGCAAGCACCGCCUACUAGAAGACCACAAGUGUACCGGUCUCGAGGACUGCAAGAAGCAGUCUCACGAGCGUAACGCUGCACAACUCGAGUCGGAACGAACCCAGGUUAUCCGGGGUGUGUAAAUCGACCAACGAGAGUCAUCACCUUACAUAUCUAUAUCAUGGUUCGGACUGGAGACUGGCGUCGCUCCUAAAAUCCACAAUGCGCAUUCUGACGGCCACGACGUAAUGAGAUUGGAUUCCGAGACAGCAUCUGCAUUAGAUGCAUAGCGUUAUUCGCCGGUGUAUAUUUCUAUUCGGAUAGUUGAGGGUGCGUUGGCGUACAGGAUAUGAUAAGGGGACAUUGUCCCCUCCUUUAGCGGGCUCUGAAUUGAUUCAUUUCUUCAUCACAAUCACAAAGCGAAAUGUGUCCAUUGAGAUUUGGUAAUCCUUGGAAUACGUCGAUCAACGGACGGUUUCAGUCGACUGCUGCUAUAGAGGCGGUGACAUUGCUUGACUACUUGACUCAGAAUGGAGUGAAGAUCCGUCGUCUUGGCUUGAUUACGUGUUGCUCGAGCCUGGCCUCUAAUGCGACUUUAGGGAACCACCAGGACCCUGUCUUGUUUUACCGGCUUAUCUCCGAUAUCGUAUCGGGCCCAUAACUGAUCUCGUGAGCGUCUGUAGACCGCGCAUACGAUAGUGCCAUCUGGGCUAGACCACAGAAGUGCGCCGUCAAGAGACUAAUAACUUUGUCUUUGUAGAAUAGGGUAUCAAUGGGUAUUAAUGCGUCUGGAGGGCAGUCUUUUCUGUCAGUUCUCAAUGCCAGCCUUCAUAAGCGCUCAUACACGUGGUCAAAUCGACUUCUGCCAGCGACUCCAGGCAAUUCGAUCCUGGGGAUUAUUAUGGGGUGGUUGGUUCCGGGGGCGGGGCCGCGGAUGGGGUUAAUCGUCUGUCAUGAGAACCUGAGAGCCCAUCAUACAACACCCUCUUCUUUGAUUACAAUGUUCUGUGAAACCUCCGUUUUGACCAGUGUAUCGUUCUGAGCCUCCGAUUCUAUCUUUUCGGCUUUGAGCUGGCGUCCGGCAGACACCUUUGCUCGAUCGGCAGCUUUGCAUAGUCCUUCAAGGCCAAGAUCACAUUCACCGCACUUGCGACCGACAGGAAGACAUACUGACUGUCCCAACCCCACCAGAAGAUGGUUGAUCUCAUGCCAUCGAUCUUGUGGGAGCCAUGACUGAAGUGUUGUUCGUGUCUCUUCUGGGUUCUUCGUUUUGUGCCAACCCCAAAGAUUUGUGAUACGAUGUACGUGCACAUCAACACCAAUCCCCAGAUGUUUACCCCAUGCUACGGACAUGCAGAGAUAGGCCAUCUUGGGUCCGACGCCCGGUAGCGACACGAGGCCCUCGAUGGUGUUGGGGAUAUCGCCAUCCCAUUUAUCGCGGAGAAUCUCAGCUGUUUGCUUGAUAUACCUGAACACCAGUCAGUCCAAUCUCGAUCAGUCCAUACCGAUCGGGUGACAAACUUUGUCUUGUUGUUGUGAAAGCCAACCGCCCAGAUGAACUCGUUCAGAAGCUUAGGGUCGAUUGCCAGUAUGUUAUUUAGGUUUAGUCCUGGCGGCGCCCCGGGUUCAAAAGGUGGCAGCUCAGUUUGCAUCUUCUUCAUAACCACGGCGUUCACCGUGUCCUUUGUCUGACUCGACAGCAUGAGCGCCACCAAUGUGUGGAAUCUUUGGUCUUUUGGUGAUGCGUUUCGAUCCGCUAAACGUUCGCAUCCCAUAGUGUCAACAGCUGCGCCGUAAGCUCGCCCACCUGGUGCCCGCAUCUUCCUCACAGUAUCAUAAACAGCCUCCCAAUCUGAGGGAGGUUCCAUCUUUGUUUCGCCAGUUGUUGCAUCGAAGGCUUUGCGAGCGGGCUUACGAACCCGUCGCACUUUUGCUGGGGGUGAUGGAAUAUCAUCGAGUGCUUCGUCGACCACUUCGGGCUUUACGCCUUGAGCGGAUGUCGAAAUUUCGGUCUUGGUCACUACGACACGCCUUCGUUUACGAGCAGGACCUCCACUGUCUUCGAUAUCGGCGAGCGUGGGUUUGGACUCUUCUGUUGAGGUAAAGGCGAAUUUGGCCAGCGCAGACCUUGUCAAUCGUCUUGGUGGUGAAAUAGGCUCAGCCGUACGAUCGAAUAGUUUCGAAGCGUCUCUUGAUAUUCGUGAUGAGCGCAUUUUGUUUGUUUCGUAUGUUUUCGUUUGGUAAUUGUAGAUUGAUCUAAGUCGCGACUUAUCAUGGACCCCUUUUCAUAGGUAGACAAAUGAAAUCAAAAGGAUUGCAAAAACUGUCCCCACCUCCAGUGUUAGUGGAGAUACCCCAUAUUAUAGGUAGUCUAGGGUGAUGCUUUCUAAAAACACGCUUGGAACGCAAAUAAUAUCUAAAGGA